CAAAAACAGCGCGGAUAGCAGCGAUAGCUGUUCUUCUGCCAGAAGGCAUUUUGAUGAAGAGUUUUGGUGUUUUGUAGGAAUAUUUGAGUGAUUACAACAGCAUUAUCUUCGAUUGAGCCAUAAAUAGUCGUUCACCGUUUCUUUAGUGGAGCUACAAUGAAACAGGAAAUAAUACCAGGACAAAUAGCAGCGUUAGCUUCCCUUCUGUUAGAAUGAAGUUUGGAGACGCGUUUGGUAUUUGGAGUGAAUAGAGUGUUUGCAGUAAAAAUGUCUUCAGUUCAGCGUCAGACAGAGUUAAUCAGCGAGCAGUUCACUGCUGCUGAAGAAACAUUAACGGAGUUUAAAGAAAUCAUCGUCAAAUCGGAGGAAGAGAUGGAUGAUCAGCGCAGACUGCUGGGCUGCAGGCGGACUCCCCAGAUCAUCUUACACCGAAUCGAUUGCCCACGAUGCCGUGUGUUGACAGAGGAAGAGAUUCUCAAAGAACCCAGGAACAGGAAGGAGGAACCAGAACCUGUCCCGAUAACAGUGGAGCAAGAGGACCCAGAAACAUUUAAAAUAAAACUGGAGCAAGAGGAACCAGAACCUCUCAUGAUAAAACUGGAACAAGACGAACCAGAACCUGUCCCGAUAAAACUGGAACAAGAGGAACCAGAACCUCUCCUGAUAAAACUGGAACAAGACGAACCAGAACCUGUCCCGAUAAAACUGGAACAAGAGGAACCAGAACCUUUUAAAAUAAAACCAGAACAUCAACAGUUCAGAGAGGAAGAGAAUCAACUCUGCAUCAGUCAGGAUGAAGAGCAGUUUGUGCUGAAACAGGAGACUGAAGACAUUUUGGUGACUCCUUCUAUUGAGCAAAUAAUCAACAAUGAAACAGAACCAAACAGGAACCAACUCGUCUCUCAUGCUUCUCCUGAAGUUGAGAACCAGGAUCAGGAAGGAAGCAAUUCUGGAAACCCAGGAGAAAAGAAAGACAAAGAGCAGAAACAAAACAAGAGAUGUCAGAAAAACAAUCAGAAAGAAGGAACUACUGAAGGUCCAAAGCAAAUAAAGCACAAAAAAUCUCACCUGGAAAAAAAAUUAUAUCACUGCAAAGUUUGUGAUCAAAGCUUUUCUCGAAAAGACUCCUUGACGAGUCAUGCAAAAAUUCACACAGGUGAGAAGCCUUUCACCUGUAUGACUUGUGGAAAAAGUUUCACAAAAAAAAUUUAUUUAAACACUCACAUAAGGAUUCACACAGAUCGACCACAACGUUGUGUGUGUAAAGAGGAGGUUCUCAAAGAGCUCAGCAACCAGAAGAGGAAGUCCAAUUUAACUAAGAAGAAACUAGAAGAUAAACAAGUCAAAAAGGAAGAGAAUCAACUCUGCAUCAGUCAGGAUGAAGAGCAACUUGUGCUGAAACAGGAGACUGGAGACAUUUUGGUGACUCCUUCUAUUGAGCAAAGAAUCAACAAUGAAACAGAACCAAACAGGAACCAACUCAUCUCUCAUGCUUCUUCUGAAGAUGAGAACCAGAAUCAGGAAGGAAGCAAUUCUGGAAACCCAGGAGAAAAUAAAGACAAAGAGCAGACACAAACCCAGAGAUGUCAGAAAAACAAACAACAAAAUGGAACUACUGAACAUCCAAAACAUAGAAAAUCUCACCUAAAAAAAUAUACAUAUCUCUGUAAAAUUUGUGAAAAAAUCUUUUCUCGAAACAACUCCUUGAAAAGACAUAUGAGGAUUCACACAGGUGAGAAACCUUUCACAUGUGUGACGUGUGGAAAAAGUUUUAUGGAUAGACAAAAUUUAACUUUUCACAUGAGAAUUCAUACAGGUGAGAAGCCUUUCACAUGUAUUAGUUGUGGGAAUAGUUUCACUCGGAAAAGUUAUUUAGCUACUCACAUGCGGAUUCACACAGGUGAAAAGCCUUUCACAUGUAUUAGUUGUGGGAAUAGUUUCACUCGGAAAAGUUAUUUAGUCACUCACAUGCGGAUUCACACAGGUGAGAAGCCUUUUACAUGUAUUAGUUGUGGAAAGAGUUUCACUCUAAAAAGACUUUUAGCUAACCACAUCAGGAUUCACACAGGUGAGAAACCUUUCACAUGUAUUAAUUGUGGAAAGAGUUUCACUCGGAAAAGUCAUUUAGCUACUCACAUGAGGAUUCACACUGGUGAGAAGCCUUUCACAUGUAAAAGUUGUGGGAAGAGUUUCACAAUGCAAAGUCAUUUAGCUUGUCACAUGAGAAUUCACACAGGUGAGAAGCCUUUCAUAUGUACAACGUGUGGAAAUCGUUUCACACAGAAAUGUCAAUUAACUUGUCACAUGAGAAUGCACACAGGGGAGAAGCCUUAUACAUGUAUGACUUGUGGAAAAAGUUUCACUCAAAAAUGUAGUUUAGAUUUCCAUUUGAGGAAUCACAUAGGUGAGGAUCCUUUCUGAUGUAUUAGUUGCAGAAAAUGUUUCACACAUCGAGAAAGUUUCUCUAUUCACAUGAGAGCUCACACAGGUGAAGACUCAGGUGAAGAAAAUUAAUAUAAGAUACUGUAUAUGAGAUGCUGGUAAAUAAGAUUAAAGAAAUUUGUCAUUGUGUGGAAGUGUAAUUGGUUUCUGAAGUAUAGUUUUGAAAGCAUGUGUGUGUUUUCUCCUUUUCUCUGUCUUCUUAUGAUUCAUUGAUUUAUCCGUUUGGUAAUUUGUUCCUGACCUAAAUGUUUGAAUGAAAUGUUUAUUCAGAUACAAAUAUAUGUGUGUCAUUGGAACCCAUGCAAAUUUAGACUGUAUGUGUGUGAAUUGUAUUUCUAUCCCUAUUAAGAAUAUAACAAAUGUAUGAAUGAUUCCUAUAAAUAUAGUGUUUUAAAAAAAAACAAUGCAGUUCUAAGUGUUUUAUGUGAUUAAAAACACAAUAACAGAAAUAAAUUUCCCAUUGUGAUGGUUUUCUUUAAGUUUAGCUGUGGAUUGUGACUCGUUUAAAGGUGUCGUGGGCGGCUGCACGUAUCAGUGAAACCAAGCUUAGACUAGUUGGACAGCGUCACCCAAUCUGCUUUCUUCACCAAGCUUAUAUUCAAAUUGAAAAAUACUUUUUCUGAUACAAAAACGCCUGUAAAUAGAACAUUGUAUUUGUAAUUUUUAUGUAAUAAACGCCAUUUAUCAUCA
Molecule: messenger RNA, 3132 nt
Organism: Poeciliopsis prolifica (blackstripe livebearer)
Lineage: Eukaryota; Metazoa; Chordata; Actinopteri; Cyprinodontiformes; Poeciliidae
Product: zinc finger protein ZFP2-like
Exons: 3
Coding region: 268-2421 (717 amino acids)
Source: RefSeq, a predicted model, not a curated record